Funneliformis mosseae is the source of this 198-nucleotide messenger RNA. The record is from the annotation of a GenBank genome assembly. Lineage: Eukaryota; Fungi; Glomeromycota; Glomeromycetes; Glomerales; Glomeraceae.
AUGUGGUACGCGAAAAAGUAUGAUCCUCUUCAAGCGGGAAGUAUCGAUGGUACAGAUACUGUACCACACGAUCAUGGAAUUUUACGUGCACAGAACUCAAAUUAUAUACCCCCUUCUCAUAAAGACGAUGUCACUAAUGAUCCAUUUCAUACAAUAUUUGUUGGACGAUUAAAUCCGGAAACUACUGAAGGCAAGUGA